Phaeodactylum tricornutum CCAP 1055/1 is the source of this 2496-nucleotide messenger RNA. RefSeq lists its product with no specific name. The transcript has a single exon. The record is from RefSeq and is a predicted model, not a curated record. NCBI's taxonomy places the organism in Eukaryota, Bacillariophyta, Bacillariophyceae, Surirellales, Neidiaceae. Gene Ontology annotation, molecular function: lyase activity. The coding region runs from base 1 to 2496 and encodes 831 amino acids. Gene Ontology annotation, cellular component: periplasmic space.
AUGAAAACGAGAAAAGCCGAAUGCAUUGCUUCGGCAGCUAAACUGAUUGCUUUGGUUGUGUUGAUUCUUACAACUGCCAAUAUUCUGGCGUUGCGAUCCUUGUUCUCUUUGCCUAUGCCUGGCGAUGGUUUUGAUUUUGAUGAGUACAAAGGGAGGCUCGUUGAAGUUUCCGGCAAAAAAGGCGCUAAAAAACAAAAUAUCAGUGGAUUCUUCGAGGGCAUAGAUACCUUAUACAAGAGUGCAGAAACGCUGGAAUCGGAAACAAGAAGCAUCCAAGCCAGUGUAACAGCAACUUCCCUUUUAUCAAAGGGAUCGUCCACUCGUUCUAUUGUCGUUGUACGGGCCAUCGGGAAUCCCCUUUCUUCGACCAACUCAUUGAACAAAACACUACGAAUUCUCGAAUAUAUUCUUGAAAACGAGCCUUCCUUUCCCAAUACAACCCGUCAUUGGUUUUUGAAUCGAAUUACUGAUGCGAAGGUCGAGAAGGCAGUCAUCCAACGCUUAAAGUCUUGUAAUGAAACGUACACAAUCAUCCCUUUUUCGCUUCGCGAAUACGACAGCAUUUUGUAUUCUUUUGACAGUAAGGAUUCAAUUCAUUCGAGGCACUAUAUCAAACUCUCGACGGAAGAAAAGGCUGCGACGCUUGUUGAACAAAGUGUGCAACACAACAAAAUCCGAUAUGUUACCAACAUCAAUGGCGCGAGAAAUGCCAUGCUACGCUAUGGCAAAGAGAAUAGCGCUGCGGAAUUUAUUCUUCCAUGGGAUGGACACUGUUUUCUCACGCAGGAAGCUUGGAAUGCGAUCCAGUUGUCUAUGCAAAAGUAUCCGAGAGCAAAAUAUUUUACUUCACCCAUUCAUCAACGCGAAGGAUCUUUCGAUACCAAUGUCACAGCAGAGCCACAAAUUGCAUUUCAUCGUACGGCCCUGGCGCAAUACAACGAAUAUCUUCGGUUCGGCCGCCGCGAUAAAGCGGAGCUAUUGACCCGAAUCGGCGUCGAAGGACGAUGGGACGAGGGUAUUCCUUGGGAAGACUGGGAACUUAACUUCGUAAACCGUGAGCAAGCGGCCGAUUCCGUAAACGGCGUUCCAGUUGCGGGUUGGGCAGCUUGUAUACAUUCUGGAAUCGAAAAUGGCGACAAACUGGGAACACAAUUACUAAAACUGAACCGACCCGGUCAAGAACUAUCUGCCCAGCUGGUUAGGUUGGAUCUCCGAGCGUCACAGGAGCUUUAUGGGCUAUCAUCUUCAACACUAUUGUACUACACAGAGAGCCAACUAGCAGAGGAGAGUAAGAUGUGGAAUGCUGGUUACCAUCCAGCUCCUGUGAAAGAGCUUUUGGAACGGGCAAAUAGAGCAUUAUCGUUCGGACCAUGGUCAGUGAUGGACAAGCGUCGGUUCAGCUGCGGCGUUUCUGAUGAUUGUCAUGAUUACUUCCAUGUGUCACCAUAUCAAUGGCCUACGUUGAACAGCUCAGGAAACACAGACUAUUCGAAACCAUUUGUUCUACGAGAUGGUGAGCGUGUGCCUGGAACCGUCGCAUUUAGUGAAGGGAGCGAAAAAUAUGAUCGGACAAAAUUGAUGGCAAUGAAGUUUAACACUACUGUCUUGGCCUUGGCGUACGCGGUAACUGGAAACACUACGUACGCCCACCGGGCAGCGGAAAACCUACGCCAUUGGUUCAUCUACAAUGAGACAAGAAUGAGUGCAAACUUGAAAUUCGCUCAGGUCAAAUGGAACGAAAAAAGACGAGAAAUGGUUGGGUCCCCAUCUGGCUUGAUCGAAAUGAAGGAUCUAUAUUUCUUUUUGGAUGGGGUGAAACUCAUUGAAAAGUCUGGCGCGCUAUCUAAAUCUGAGAUUGACCAGCUACGCAAUUGGUUUGCAGACUAUCUUCAGUGGUUGCUUUCCAGUGAUCAGGGUCGGUGGCAGAUUUCUGCCGACAAUAAUCACGGUCUGUUUUUCGAUGUUCAAGUGGCACCACUUGCGCUGUACGCUGGUAAUCUACCACUUGCAAUCACGCGAAUGCAUCGGUCGAUUUCUCGCAUUCGACGGCAGAUGAAUGCCACCACGGGAGCCCUACCACACGAAUUGAGACGGCCAAUUUGCGAGCAUUACCAGGCAUUCACACUCCAGGGAUGGACUACAAUGGCAAGAAUGGCGGAAAAGAUUGGCUUGAACUACUGGAAACGAUUUGCAGAUUCAGAUGUUCCAAGUGCAGAGACGGCUCUUUGUCGAGCAGUGCGUUAUGCGAACCCGUAUUUAUCUCAUCGUGGCGUAUGUCCCGGUAACAUUGACGAUAUCAACGUGAGGCGUUGGCAACCAAUACUCGUGGAUGCACUGCACCACUGCCCUAUGCUAGAUCACGAAUUGACGUCAGGACACCACAGCGUCCUGAUCCCCCCUGAACUAAUAGAUCCACCUUUGAAUCACUACGAGAUUCCUGGAUUGUUCAACAUGUCAGACGGGAUAGGGCCUUUUUGGAACUUGGGAUUGUUUUAA